GCUGGGCUUAGCGGACUCCACGGGCCACGCUGGCUGCGAAUGGAGCCGAGGACUCGCACGGAGGCGAGAUGCUACCAGCCGGCGAGAUUGGCGCCUCUCCUGCAGUCCCGUGCUGCUCUGAAAGUGGUGAUGAAGGGAAGAACCUCGAGGAGAAAAGUGACAUAAAUGUUGCAGUUCUUACUGGAAAUAAACAAGUCAGUGAAGGUACAGAUAAUGGUGAUCUCGCUUCUUAUGUGUCUGCGUUCAUAGAAAAGGAAGUUGGAAAUGACCUUAAAUCUUUAAAGAAACUUGAUAAACUCAUAGAACAGAUGACAGAAAGUAAAAUGCAGUUAGAAGAACAGGUACUUACAAUUUCAUCAGAAAUCCCUAAAAGAAUUCAAAGUGCCUUAAAAAAUGCAGAAGAAUCAAAGCAAUUUCUUAAUCAGUUUCUGGAGCAGGAAACUCAUCUCUUCAGUGCCAUUAACAGCCAUUUGCUGACUGCACAGCCUUUGAUGGACGAUCUUGGAGCCAUGAUUAGCCAGAUUGAAGAGAUCGAACGUCAUCUUGCUUACCUUAAAUGGAUUUCACAAAUUGAAGAACUAAGUGAUAAUAUUCAGCAAUAUCUGAUGACCAAUAAUGUACCAGAGGCAGCCUCCACUCUAGUGUCUAUGGCAGAACUUGACAUCAAACUUCAGGAAUCAUCCUGUACUCAUCUUCUUGGUUUCAUGAGAGCCACAGUUAAAUUCUGGCAUAAAAUUCUCAAGGACAAACUUACAAGUGAUUUUGAGGAAAUUUUAGCACAGCUCCAUUGGCCAUUCAUUGCACCCCCUCAAUCACAAACUGUUGGCUUAAGUCGACCUGCCAGUGCCCCGGAGACAUACAGUUACCUGGAGACACUGUUUUGUCAGCUUUUGAAACUACAAACCUCAGAUGAAUUACUUACUGAGCCAAAACAACUCCCAGAAAAAUACUCUCUACCUGCAUCCCCUUCUGUCAUCCUGCCCAUCCAGAUUAUGCUAACUCCUCUUCAGAAGAGGUUCAGGUAUCACUUCAGAGGGAACCGGCAGACUAAUGUGUUAAGCAAGCCAGAAUGGUACUUGGCUCAAAUACUUAUGUGGAUUGGAAACCAUACUCAAUUUCUGGAUGAGAAGAUUCAGCCAAUAUUAGACAAAGUAGGCUGUUUGGUAAAUGCAAGGCUUGAAUUUUCCCGGGGCCUUAUGAUGCUGGUUCUUGAGAAGUUAGCCACUGAUAUUCCUUGUCUGCUAUAUGAUGAUAAUCUCUUCUGUCAUUUGGUGGAUGAAGUACUCCUGUUUGAAAGGGAGCUACACAGUGUUCACGGCUAUCCUGGCACUUUUGUUAGUUGUAUGCAUAUUCUUUCAGAGGAAACCUGUUUUCAGAGAUGGUUGACAGUGGAGAGAAAAUUUGCUCUUCAAAAAAUGGACUCAAUGCUUUCAUCAGAAGCUGCCUGGGUAUCGCAAUAUAAAGAUAUCACUGAUGUGGAUGAAAUGAAAGUUCCAGAUUGUGCAGAAACUUUUAUGACUCUACUCUUGGUUAUAACUGACAGGUAUAAAAAUCUUCCCACAGCUUCCCGAAAGCUGCAGUUCCUGGAGUUACAGAAGGACUUAGUAGAUGAUUUUAGGAUACGACUGACACAGGUGAUGAAAGAAGAGACUAGAGCUUCCCUUGGCUUUCGAUACUGUGCAAUUCUUAAUGCUGUGAACUACAUCUCAACAGUACUAGCAGAUUGGGCUGACAAUGUUUUCUUUCUACAACUUCAACAGGCUGCACUGGAGGUGUUUGCAGAGAAUAAUACUCUGAGUAAAUUGCAGCUGGGACAACUAGCCUCUAUGGAGAGCUCUGUCUUUGAUGACAUGAUUAACCUCUUAGAGCGUUUAAAGCAUGAUAUGUUGACCCGUCAAGUAGACCACGUGUUUAGAGAUGUUAAAGAUGCUGCCAAAUUGUAUAAAAAGGAAAGGUAUGUCCUCUGCCUGAGUCAGCUCAACACCAGUUUGGUAAAAGUUAAAGAUGGUACAUGUGGUCAGAUUUCCAAGGUGUCUAGAAAGAACCUGAUUUGGCCUUAUGUACUUUAAACUUUAUUGCUGGUAAAAAUAGUUCUAAAAUAUGUUGUCUUGGACUUUUAUUUUUGAGACUGUCCUAUUCUGUCACCCAGGGUAGAGUGCAAUUGUGCAGUCUCGGCUUA
This is a messenger RNA of Cebus imitator (Panamanian white-faced capuchin), 2179 nucleotides long. RefSeq names its product RAD50 interactor 1 (gene RINT1). Gene Ontology annotation, cellular component: Dsl1/NZR complex. NCBI's taxonomy places the organism in Eukaryota, Metazoa, Chordata, Mammalia, Primates, Cebidae. Gene Ontology annotation, biological process: regulation of ER to Golgi vesicle-mediated transport; endoplasmic reticulum to Golgi vesicle-mediated transport; retrograde vesicle-mediated transport, Golgi to endoplasmic reticulum. The transcript has 12 exons. The coding region runs from base 69 to 2069 and encodes 666 amino acids. The record is from RefSeq and is a predicted model, not a curated record.